This is a messenger RNA of Pochonia chlamydosporia 170, 1173 nucleotides long. RefSeq names its product PAF acetylhydrolase family protein. The coding region runs from base 1 to 1173 and encodes 390 amino acids. The record is from RefSeq and is a predicted model, not a curated record. Gene Ontology annotation, molecular function: 1-alkyl-2-acetylglycerophosphocholine esterase activity. The transcript has 2 exons. Lineage: Eukaryota; Fungi; Ascomycota; Sordariomycetes; Hypocreales; Clavicipitaceae.
AUGAAGCCAAUCCUUUCCAUCAUCUCCCUGUCCACAGUAUCGGCCAUACUGGUUCCGCCACCGACCGGCCCUUAUGAUGUUGCCAUGAAGGUGCAGUCAGUCACCGACUCAAGUCGACCGGCUGAUCCUUUCGAGGCAAACGGCUCUCCCAAGGGCCGCCACGUCUUGUUUUCCACCUUUGUGCCCGUGGAAAAGGGAGCGGGUGGCAGUUCAUGCCCUCUUGCGACGGUUCCCUACAUGACGCCCAAGGUGGCCGCUGCGUAUGGAAAGCAAGCCGCUCAGGCUGGUCUCCCAGAAACGCUCUUCGCUUCCUUCGAGAUGCAGGUUUGCGAUUUGGCCAAGAUAAAUCCUUGUGGUGGAGGUCCCAAAACAAACAAAAAGUACCCAGUGCUGCUGUUCACGCCUGGCCUCGCAGAGUCUCGACUUUUAUACGGCGCGGCUGCUAGGUCUCUUGCCAGCCAAGGAUACGUGGUGGUUACGGUAGAUCAUCCGUUUGAAGCUAAUUUCGUCGAGUUUCCUGAUGGGUCUGCUACCGCUGGACGCAAUAUUUCAAGUACCGAUGAGCCUAUCAAAACAAAGGCUAUGCAGGUUCGAGCCGAAGACCUGUCCUACGUCAUCGACCAACUUCAAAACACGACACUUACCAAGUCGCUUCUUGGCGGGUUGGCCCGUUCCCUGGAUCUCAAGCGAUUAGCAGUAUACGCCCAUUCCGUUGGAGGAGGCGCCGCCGCGAUUCUGGCUCGAAAUGAUAAGAGGGUUCGAGGAGGCGUCGAUUUCGACGGCCAGGUUGUGGAACCGAUAAGAAGCCAGGGUCUCAACAAGCCCUUCCUUCUUGCUGGAAGAUAUGGUCACAGUGCUCCGGAUUCGUCAGAUCCCACUUGGAACCAGUUUUGGCCUCACCUGACCGGUUCGCGUGUGGAACUCGCCAUCAACGGCACGGCCCAUGGCUCUUAUACCGACCGACCUUUGCUCCUUUCCGCCCUCGGCCUCCCCGAUCCCGUUCUGGACCAAGUUGCUGGAGAGAUUGGGUCCGUCAGGGGUCGAAGACUCGAGACAAUUGUCAAUGAUGUACUCAUGAGUUUCUUUGAUUUGGUGUUUUACAAGAACGAACAAAAGUUGAAGGGUCUUCCCAAGGCUUAUACCGAAGUUUCCAUCACACGCAGCAGCUUGUAA